Messenger RNA from Hibiscus syriacus, 763 nucleotides. Its product is annotated as F-box protein At3g62430-like. NCBI's taxonomy places the organism in Eukaryota, Viridiplantae, Streptophyta, Magnoliopsida, Malvales, Malvaceae. Bases 39 to 752 code for a protein of 237 amino acids. The record is from RefSeq and is a predicted model, not a curated record. The transcript has a single exon.
AGUUGAGCUUAGAAUGCUUUAGGGUACAUGACUAUUGGAUGAGGAGUAAUGACAUUCCACGGGAUGAGGGUUAUUUACGCCUUAAUGGUUGGAUAUGCGCUGCACUGUGCUGUGGUGUUAAGGGAAUUGAUAUUAGAUUUAUGAAUAAAGAUGUUCCAACUUUACCAACUCUUUUGUUUACUUGCCAGUCACUGGUGACAUUGAAAUUGAAUAUCAGAGUCAGAGGUAAUAUGAACGUUCCAUCUAACACUUGUUUGCCAAAUCUGAAGACUCUACAUUUUGCAUGCUCCAUAUUUCAAGAAGGUUAUUCAGUGCUUAUGUUAAUAUCCAAUUGCCAUGUCCUAGAAACUUUGGAAUUUACUUAUUGCGAGUUUGGUAACAUAAGUAAGCUCAAUAUCCAUAACCUUUCCCUUAAGAGGUUGGUUUUAGAUUUCGGUGAGAUGCAUGUUCAUUCUCAAAUAGGUUUCAAUGGCAUCGAGAUCGAUACCCCUAAUCUUGUUUAUUUCAAAUAUGUUGAUACAAUGGUUGAAGGCUAUACGAUAAGUGACAUGAAAUCUCUAGAAAGAGCUGAUAUUGAAAUCACUCUAUUAGAUAGUGUGGAUUAUGAACGUGCGACAAAUCUUAUCAAGGGAAUUUGCAAUAUACAGUCCCUUUGUUUAGCCAUUGAAGAUUGCUCUGGAACGGUUAGUGAACUUAGCAAUAUUGAAGUCGUUGUCCUGAAUAUUAAAGUCCUUUCUUUUAACAAUAUGUAAUAGUUCUUGGU